Messenger RNA from Cavenderia fasciculata, 1731 nucleotides. It is a transcript of the gene ddx49, whose product is annotated as putative RNA helicase. The record is from RefSeq and is a predicted model, not a curated record. The transcript is spliced from 2 exons. Lineage: Eukaryota; Evosea; Eumycetozoa; Acytosteliales; Cavenderiaceae. Gene Ontology annotation, molecular function: ATP binding; nucleic acid binding; RNA helicase activity. Bases 1 to 1731 code for a protein of 576 amino acids.
AUGACAAUUAAAACAACAAAACAACAACAACAAAAACAACAACAAAAGAUAGAAUCAUCUAAAAAGAAAAAGAUUCAACAAGAAGAAAUAAUUCAACAAGAAGAGGAGGUAGAAGAUGAAGUAGAGGAAGAAGAAGUUGAAGACGAAAAUGAUGAAGAAGUAGAGGAAGAUGAAGAGGAAGAAGAACAAGAAGAAGUUGAAAAUGAAGAAGAUGAAGAAGAUGAAGAAGUAGAGGAAGAAGAAAUUGAAGAAAUUGAAGAAGUUGAAGAGAAACCAAAAUCAUUUGGAGAUUUAAAAUUACAACCAUGGUUGGUAAAUAGUUGUAAAAUAUUAGGAUUUAAACAACCAUCAAAUAUUCAAUACAAUACUAUACCAAAGGUAUUGGAAGGUAGAGAUAUUUUGGCUAGUGCAAAGACUGGUAGUGGUAAAACUGCUGCUUUUGCCAUUCCAAUCCUCUCUCUAUUGUCAGAAGAUCCAUAUGGAGUAUUUGCCGUUGUUUUGACACCAACACGUGAAUUGGCCGUUCAAAUCGGUGAACAAUUCAAAGCAAUUGGUUCUGCAAUGAAUGUCAAUUGUGCUGUCGUUAUUGGUGGUAUCGAUUCCGUAGCACAAUCACUUGUUUUGGAUAAACGUCCUCAUAUCAUUGUUGCAACUCCCGGUCGUCUCGCCAGUCAUCUUUCCAAUGGUCUCAAAAUUGCUCUCAAAUUUUGUAAAUUCCUUGUACUCGAUGAAGCUGAUCGUAUUCUUUGUGAAGAUUUUGAAUUAGAAAUAGAAAAAAUAGUAGAACAUUUACCACCAAUUGAAAAUAGACAAACAUUAUUAUAUUCGGCGACAAUGACCAAUAAUUUAAAGAAACUUCAAUUGGUACCAAUGAAAGAUCCGUUUGUAUUUGAAGAUAAUUCAAAAUAUGAUACGGUCGAUACACUCAAACAACAUUAUAUAUACAUGCCUGCAUUGGCCAAAGAUUGUCAUUUGGUCUAUCUACUCAAAUCAUUCCCACAAUCGAGUUGUAUCAUCUUUGUCAACAAUUGUAGAACGGUUGAAGCCGUAAAGGGUAUGUUGAACAAACUCGACAUCAAGACGGUAUCGUUACACUCUUUUCUCGAUCAAAAGGGUCGUCUUAGAGCACUCAAACAAUUCAAAUCUGGGUUUGUCAAGGUAUUGAUUGCAACCGAUGUUGCUAGUCGUGGUUUGGAUAUUCCAGACGUCCAAAUUGUCAUCAACUACAAAUUAUCAAAUUCUUCCAAAGAUUAUAUCCAUCGUGUUGGUAGAACCGCCCGUUUUGGUCGUACCGGUAAAGCCAUCUCUUUUGUCACUCCUCAUGACGUUGAUCUAGUCAAAAAUGUUGAAACCGCUAUUGGCAAACAACUAGAAUUAUAUCCAACCGAGGAUGAUGAAGUGUAUCGUCAUCUCAACGAAGCUUCAACCGCCAGAAAAAUGGUUGAAAUCUAUCUAGAUGAAGUUGAAUUUGGUGUAAAAGAAAAAGAAAGAAGAGAAGAAAGAAAUGAAGAACAAAAACAAAUCAUGUCUGAUAGAGCAAAAAAUAUUAAUAAUCAAAAGAAUCAAAAGAGAUCAAAUGAUCAAAUGAAAUCAACUGACAAUCAAAAAGUUAAAAAUAAUAAUAAUACAAAUAAUAAUAAUAAUACUAAACAACCAACUACUACUACAACUUUAAAGAAUGUUAAAGAAGGUGGAUUCUCAUUAUUUAAAAGAAAGAAAACAAAGGAAUAA